Molecule: messenger RNA, 685 nt
Organism: Musca domestica (house fly)
Lineage: Eukaryota; Metazoa; Arthropoda; Insecta; Diptera; Muscidae
Product: dynein axonemal light chain 1
Exons: 2
Coding region: 54-608 (184 amino acids)
Cellular component (GO): cytoplasm
Molecular function (GO): protein kinase binding
Source: RefSeq, a predicted model, not a curated record
GCAAUAUCUUUCAAAAUGAAACAAUUUAAAAUAAUAGGUAAAAUUAUAAACAAAUGGCAAAAGCCACAACGAUCAAAGAAGCUCUAACAAAAUGGGAAGAACGUACCAUGGAAGACUCGACAAAAGCCGUUGACAUUGGUUUACAAUUUCAAUGGCCGCCAAUUGAGAAAAUGGAUGGAACUUUAAAUACCUUAUUAGAAUGUCGUAAACUGAGUCUGUCAUCGAAUAUGAUUGAGAAAAUUACUGGAAUUGGUAAUUUGAAGAAUCUACGCAUACUCUCAUUGGCCCGUAAUAAUUUAAAGGCUAUUAAUGGCAUUGAACCAUUAGCCGAUACAUUGGAAGAACUUUGGGUUAGCUAUAAUGCCAUAGAGAAAAUUAAACCGAUUGAAGUUGUGAAGGCUUUAAAGGUGUUCUAUAUAUCGAACAACUCUAUUAAGGAUUGGGCUGAAUUCAAUCGUAUGGGUGCUGCCCCAAAAUUGGAAGAGAUUUCAUUUGUUGGCAAUCCAUUGCAUGAAUCAAUGGAAGAGAGCACCUUUCGCAGUGAGGCAAUACGACGUUUACCAAAUCUUAAGAAAUUGGAUGGCGACCCAGUUAUAAGAGGAGAUUAAGCUAAUUUUAUUUUCCAGUUUUUAAUUGUACAUUAAAACAACAUUAUUUGGUCUUAAAAAUUAAUCUAUAUUUUUAA